UCAGCCCAACACCCGCAGCCACGGCUCCGUCCCCGGAGUCAGCCCCGCUCCCGUGUGCUGCAAUGCGCUGCUUCCCCCGGCGAGGCCACACGACGCGGCGCCCCCUGGCUGCCCGCCCGCCGGGCUGAGGCGAGGGAGGCGCGGGAGCCCCCGGCCCCUGCCCACCCCGUCCCGCUGCUGGGGUGUCCGGCUCGGCGCGCCGCUGCCGUCGGGCGGUGACCCCGCGGAGCUCCUGGCCGGACUUUGCCCGCUGCCCCCACGGCACCUCCCGCCGCCGCCAGCCGGGACGGGGCGCUCCGGGGCUCCCUCACACGCCAGGCGGGAACGGGGCUCUCGGCCGCUGCCCGCUGAGGAAACGCGGGGCCCGCCGGCGCUGAGCCCGGCCCGCGGCACCGAGCCGGCCCGAUCCGUGCGCCAUGGCGGGCGCUGCGUUGUGCGGCCCCCGCGACGGACCCGCCGGGCUCUGGGACUGGAAUCAGACAUGGUAUACGAACACCCCAAGAUUUACUUGGUGCUUUGAGAGGACAGUCAUUGCUUGGAUCCCAUGUGCCUACCUUUGGAUCUGUUUUCCUUUCUACUACUUGUACCUUCGACACAAAAACAAAGGCUAUAUCAGGAUGUCCUACAUCUUCAAAGCCAAAAUGGUCCUUGGAUUCAUCUUGGUAAUACUGUGUUUUUCUAACACCUUCUUCAUACUGUGGGAAAUAAGCCAAGGAAUCCCACGGGCUCCAGCAUUCUUCAUUAGCCCUGCCGUGGUGGGAAUCACAAUGAUCCUUGCCAUGUUCCUUACCCAGGCGGAAAGAAUGAUGGGCAUCCAGUCUUCAGGCAUCCUGUGGAUUUACUGGCUGCUCUCGUUCAUGGCUGCAGUUGUGAUGUUUGUUUCCAAAGUCCAAAAUGCCCUGGAAAGAGGCUUCCUGGAAGACCAUUUCCACCAUGUCACAACUUACCUUUACGCUAGCCUGGUGCUAGGAGAACUCGUGUUAUUCUGCUUAGUUGAUCACCCUCCCUUCUUUUCUAAAGCUGUCAACCACCCUAAUCAGUGUCCAGAAGCCAGCACCUCUUUUCUUUCCAAAAUUACAUAUUGGUGGUUCUCUGGGCUCGUCUGGAGAGGCUGGCGGCAGUCCUUGGGGACAGAUCACCUGUGGCCAGUGAGGAAGGAGGACUGCUCUGAAGAAAUUGUUGCCUGGGCUGAAAGAGAGUGGCAGAAGUGUCGCAGCAGAACCCAGCAAAAAAUGGAGUCUGCUACAUUUAAAAAGGGCCAGAAGAGAGAAACAAGAACAGCAGAAGCUGAAGAGACAGAGGUUCUACUACAAUCAGAGCAAAGUCAGAGUGGGCCCUUACUGAAAGUGUUUUGGAAGAUGUUUGGAACCUAUUUCCUUCUCGGCACUGUCUGCUUAGUUAUCUGUGAUGUCUUCUUGUUCUCCAUCCCAAAGUUACUGAGCCUUUUCCUGCAGUUCAUUGAAGAUCGAGAGGCACCCAGCUGGCACGGCUAUUUCUAUGCCUUCGCUAUGUUCCUUUUGGCUUGUCUCCAGACUCUGUUUGAACAACGAUAUAUGUACAUAUGUCUUGUUCUGGGGCUGAGACUGAAAACCGCAGUCACGGGGCUUGUGUACAGGAAGAUCCUACUUAUGUCAAAUGCAUCAAGGAAAGCAGCCACAGUAGGUGAAAUUGUUAAUCUCGUAUCUGUUGAUGUCCAAAAGCUAAUGGAUCUGAUUAUCUAUUUUAAUGGGACCUGGCUUGCUCCUAUUCGGAUUAUCAUCUGCUUUGUCUUCUUGUGGCAGCUUCUUGGCCCAUCUGCCCUGGCUUCGAUUGCUGUAUUCCUUUUUCUUUUGCCUCUGAAUUUUGUCAUCACCAAGAAGAGGAGUCAGUUUCAGGAGACCCAGAUGAAACAUAAAGAUGAGCGGGCCAAACUCACCAAUGCCAUUCUCAGCGACAUUAAAGUAAUUAAACUGUAUGGCUGGGAGAAAACCUUCAUGGAGAAAGUGCUUGGUAUCAGGAAGGAAGAGCUUCAGGCCCUGAAAAGAUCUCAGAUUCUCUUCUCAGCAUCUUUAGCUUCUUUCCAUUCCUCAACUUUCCUGAUUGCGUUUGUCAUGUUUGCUGUCUACACACUGGUGGAUGACACGCACGUCCUGGAUGCCCAGAAGGCCUUUGUGUCUUUAACACUGAUCAACAUUCUCAACACUGCACACUCCUUCCUGCCGUUCUCCAUUAACGCUGCUGUCCAGGCCAAAGUUUCUUUAAACCGCUUAACGGCUUUUCUGAAUCUGGAAGAACUGAAUCCUGAGAGCUCUGGCAGAGACUCUUCUGGCUGUGUACAGGCAAGUAUCACCAUAAGAAAUGGGACUUUUUGCUGGAGCAAAGAAACUUCUCCUUGUCUUAGAAGGAUAGAUCUUACCGUGCCCAGAGGUUCCUUGCUUGCUGUAGUUGGCCAGGUGGGUGCUGGAAAGUCCUCCUUGCUGUCGGCAUUACUGGGUGAGCUGGAGAAGACGGAUGGCUGCAUGUCCAUGAAGGACACAACAGCUUAUGUCCCCCAGCAAGCCUGGAUACAAAAUGCUUCGGUGGAAGAUAAUAUUCUCUUUGGGAAAGAGAUGGAUGAGACAUGGUUCAACAGAGUGAUAGAUGCUUGCGCACUGCAGCCUGAUUUGGAGAGCUUCCCUGCGGGGCGGAAGAGUGAAAUAGGAGAGAAGGGAAUAACUAUAUCGGGAGGGCAGAAGCAAAGAGUGAACCUUGCUCGUGCUGUGUACCAGAAGGCUUCGAUUUACCUGCUAGACGACCCGCUCUCGGCUGUUGAUGCGCAUGUUGGACAGCACAUUUUUGAACGCGUUCUUGGACCCAACGGCUUACUGAAGGACAAGACUCGUGUGCUGGUGACUCACACAAUCAACAUUUUGCCUCACGUGGACAACAUUGCUUUGCUCGUGGAUGGAAGAAUCUCAGAAAUCGGUUCCUACCAAGAACUUUUACAGAGAAAUGGUGGCUUUGCAGAAUUUCUUCAUUCACACAUCGCUGAAGAGAAGGCAGGCACUAGUUUUCCAGCUAUGGGAGAUGCCCAAGGCACCAUCACCUCUAGAAAUGCUCUGUCACAGGAGGAGCUCUUCAGGGACAAUUCAGUCGAAUCUUCUGCCAGGGGAAGGGAGCCCGUUCCGGUCAGUCAGGACCGCACCACUGCUGCAGCUCCUGGAGGAACAUUAACCAAGGGAGAGAAAACUCAGCCUGGCAGGGUUAAUACUUCGAUUUACGCAGCCUACCUGAAGGCGACAGGCUUUCUGUUGUGUGCAUACAUCAUGCUGCUGUUCACGUGUCAGCAAGCCGUGUCAUUUUCUCGUGGUUACUGGCUCAGCAUGUGGACAGACGACCCUGUUCACAAUGGGACACAGCAGCACACAGAGCUGAGAGUUGGAGUCUUUGGUGCACUAGGAGUCGUUCAAGCCCUUGGCAGGUUUCUUUCAACAGCAGCAGUCCUUCUGGGUGGCGUGUUAGCAUCGCACAAGCUGUUUCUGCAGUUGCUGAGGAAUGUCAUGAGAUCCCCCAUGGUCUUCUUCGAGCAGACACCCAUCGGAAACCUGUUGAACCGUUUUGCCAGAGAAAUGGAUGCCAUUGACUCCGUCAUCCCUGACAAGCUGAAGUCCUUGCUGGGAUUCUUGUUCCACCUGCUGGAGAUCUACCUUGUGAUUUUAGUGGCUACACCCAUGGCAGCAGUGGCCAUAGUGCCCUUGACUGUGCUUUAUGCUGCGUUCCAGCACUUCUAUGUCAGCACCUCCUGCCAGCUGAGGCGUGCAGAGGCUGCCAGCAGGUCACCCAUCUACUCCCACAUUUCAGAAACGUUCCAAGGCAGCAGCGUGAUCCGCGCUCACAAGGACCAGGAGCGAUUUAUCUUGAAGAGCAAUUUUCUAGUGGAUGAGAAUCAGCGAGUGUGCUUCCCGGGAGCAGUGGCUGACAGGUGGCUUGCUACAAACAUGGAGCUUCUGGGCAAUGGCAUCGUGUUGUUUGCAGCACUGUUUGCAACAAUGGGCAGAACACAUCUCAGUCCGGGAACUGCUGGCUUCUCCAUUUCAUAUGCUCUUCAGAUAACUGGUGUUCUGAACUGGAUGGUGCGUGCCUGGACAGACAUAGAGAACAGCAUCGUUUCUGUGGAGAGAGUGAGAGAAUACACAAGGACUCCUAAGGAGGCACCUUGGACUUUGAGUGGCCAACUUCAAGAUCGAGUUUGGCUCACUGAAGGGAGAAUUGAAUUCAGAAACUAUAGUUUGCGAUACCGGCCAGAUUUGGAGCUGGCACUGAAGCACGUCAGUCUCACCAUCCACGGGCAGGAGAAGAUUGGCAUAACUGGGAGAACAGGAGCUGGGAAAUCCACUCUUGCUGUGGGUUUGCUGCGAUUAGUGGAAGCUGCGGAAGGGGCGAUCUUAAUCGAUGGACUCGAUAUUGCUCAACUAGGUCUCCAUGACCUUAGAACCAAGAUAACUGUCGUUCCCCAGGAUCCAGUUUUGUUUUCUGGCUCCCUAAGAAUGAAUCUUGACCCGUUAAACCAACACACUGACGCAGACAUCUGGACAGCGUUGGAGCUGACUCAGCUCAAGAACUUUGUUGCAGCUCUGCCGGAGCAGUUGGAACAUGAAUGCACUGACCAAGGGGAAAACCUGAGCGCUGGUCAGAAGCAGCUGGUUUGUCUGGCCAGAGCACUUCUGCGGAAAGCCAAAAUCCUCGUGCUGGAUGAGGCCACAGCAGCGGUAGAUUUAGAAACUGACCUUCAGAUUCAGGCCAUGCUGAGGACUCAGUUCAAGGACAGCACCGUGCUAACAAUAGCUCACCGGAUUAACACCGUCAUGGACUGCGACAGGAUUUUAGUCUUGGAAAAUGGUCGGAUAGCUGAAUUUGAUACUCCGGAACGCUUAAUAGCUCAGAAGGGACUGUUCUGCAGCCUGAUGGAAGAAUCAGGCCUUGCAUAACUCACUCAUGGCAGAGACCGUAAUGCCACCACCACCAGGAAUAAUUGACCUCGUAAUUGAGUUGUUACCUUGGUUUCACUCUGAAAUGCCUGAUGCUCAACCAAAUCUCGUUUGAGCUGUAACCGCAGUGAGUAGAUGAAAAGGGAUGACUUAGGAUACACGUUAUUUCUGUAAGAAACACAGCAAUUCCGUUUUUGUUAUCUUUCCAGAUACCAAACCUCACUAUUCUGCUGAAAAUGAGCCAGUCAGAACUUAAACACCUUGUUCCUCUUAUGCUAUAAAAGCAAAGAGGCUAAAAGACCACAUCAUGUAGGACAAUGGGCAAUGGGUUCAAGAGGUUCCACUUAAAGAUGAGAAGAAACUUGUUCCCGGUGAGGGUGGCAGAGCCUGGCCCAGGCUGCCCAGGGAGGUUGUGGAGUCUCCUUCUGUGCAGACAUUCCAACCCGCCUGGACACCUUCCUGUGUAACCUCAUCUGGGUGUUCCUGCUCCAUGGGGGGAUUGCACUGCAUGAGCUUGCCAGGGCCCUUCAACCCCUCACAUUCUGGGGUUCUGUAAUCAUUUUUGAUUUAUGCUAUAAAUGGAGCCCAAAUACACUGCCAUGCUUAAAGACUGCACAAGUUAUUCUUAAAAGCCAACAAGGUUUUAUGGAGAGCAAACAAGAAUUUACCUGGUAGCGAGCAAGCUUACGUGUGUACAGCUUGCCAUGAGUUCCAGGCAGAACCAGUUCAGUCCUUCGCCAAGACCUGCUCACCUGGGCACCGUUCUUGCACCAUGUGGUGAACCCCGGGGCAGCAGGGAAGCACUGACCCCCCAGAGCAGCUCUGGGGAGGGCAGCGGGUGGCACUGGGACACCCAACUCACUUCCCGACCUGCUGGCUCAAUCCUGGUUUUCUCCUCAAGUGCAAGUUCACUCCCGGCACCGUGGAGCCUCUGGCACGGUCGCUUCAGAUGGUGCUUCAGCAAACCACAACGGCCCCCAACAGCAAAGCUGAGCUGCAUCAGAGCUGUCCCCACGGCCCUCCUCAGGAAUCACAACAGGACACUGCGACAAACAAACCACACUGUGAGAUGCUGCUGUUUACCGAGACUUUUGUUAAAAGUUUUCUAGAAAGCUGAAAUAAAAAUAGAAUCGAGUAUUGAAACGGCUCCCCUUCAGUUAGCCAAAGUAAAUACGGUGUAAAAGGAGUAGUGGGGAGGGGAUGGGAAAGGUCAAACUGGCCGGAAUCAGCUCGGGGCAGCAAAACCCAGCGGUUCCUUCUGGCACAGCUGUUUCAUCACCUCUUCACCCACAUUAGGAGCAGUGGGCAGUUUCUCUGGACACAUGCCCAAGGUACCGAAGUCCAACACCUGCUGCCAUACUGGUGCUCAAACACC
Columba livia (rock pigeon) is the source of this 6321-nucleotide messenger RNA. RefSeq names its product ATP binding cassette subfamily C member 6 (gene ABCC6). Lineage: Eukaryota; Metazoa; Chordata; Aves; Columbiformes; Columbidae. Gene Ontology annotation, biological process: transmembrane transport. Gene Ontology annotation, molecular function: ABC-type transporter activity; ATP hydrolysis activity; ATP binding. Bases 417 to 4946 code for a protein of 1509 amino acids. The transcript has 31 exons. The record is from RefSeq and is a predicted model, not a curated record. Gene Ontology annotation, cellular component: membrane.